GGGAGGCAGCAUUUGACUUGGCUUGGAGUUUGCCCCAGAAGAGUAACUUUUUUGAAUGCAGAGAGGUGGGGUUGCAGGGAACCUGUCAUUAAGGGUUCUUAUGGGUGGGACCCGGAGCCAGGAAUGAAGAGGGAGUGGUCCGCGGGUGGGAUCUGUUGAUCAGACAAAAUGUAGGGGCCCGGUCCCUUGAAGUUCAGCCAGUCUCUUCCUGAGUGAGGAGCAGGGCACGCGGAGUACUCUCCCAGGGGCACGUAGGGGAGAGAAAAGCGACCGAGACAAGAGUGGACAGAGGAAAAAGCCAGACAUGUUCUCCAUGACACAGUCCCCUGCCCUCGCUCCAGAUGAGCGCUACCGCGGAGCCGGGGCCCAGAAGCGGGUCCUGGGAGCUGAUGAAGAUCGCAUGGGUGAUGGCUGCUCUCCACAGCUAACAACGGCCAACAUUCUCCGUUUCCUGUUGCUGGUCCUGAUUCCCUGUACCUGUGCCCUCAUUGUCCUGCUGGUGAUCCUGCUUUCCUUUGUUGGAACAUUACCAAAAGCCUAUUUUAAAUCAAAUGGGAGUGAACCUAUGGCCACUGAUGGUGAAGUUCAAGUGCCUGAUGUUCUUUCUGCAAAUACAGUUUAUCACGAGAGCACUGUGACAUCUCUUACACAUCCUUACCAACACAUUCCAGCCUGGACCACAGAUGCUUCUCAUCCAGGAGACCAAGGUCCCAGGAAAACAAGUGCCUGCAUGAACAUCACCCACAGCCAGUGUCAGAUGCUGCCCUACCACACCACGCCGACAACUCCCCUUUCAAUCGUCAAGAACAUGGAAAUGGAGACGUUCCUCAAAUUCUUCAUGUACCUGCACCGCCUCAGUUGCUAUCAACAUAUCAUGCUUUUUGGCUGUAGCCUUGCCUUCCCCGAGUGCGUUGGUGAUGGUGAUGACAGUCACGGACCCCUGCCCUGCUGGUCGUUCUGUGAGGCAGCGAAACAGGGCUGUGAGCCGGUGCUGGGGAUGGUGAACGCCUCCUGGCCCACCUUCCUCAACUGCUCCCAGUUUCCAAACCACAAUGAAAGCAGCACCGCCGGCAGGAGUUGCUUCUCACCGGAGGAGGAAAAAGGAAAGCAAUUGCUCUGUGGAGGGGGCGACAGCUUCCUCUGUGGCAGUGGCAUCUGCGUCCCGAGGAAACUGCAGUGUAACGGCUACAACGACUGUGACGACUGGAGCGACGAGGCCCACUGCAACUGCAGUGAGGGUCUGUUUCACUGCUACACGGGCAAGUGCGUUAACUACAGCCUCGUGUGUGACGGGUAUGACGACUGCGGGGACCUGAGUGAUGAACAGAACUGUGACUGCAGUCCCCAGAAGGAGCACCGCUGCGGCGACGGCCGCUGCAUCGCGGUGGCGUGGGUGUGCGACGGCGACCACGACUGCGUGGACAAGUCCGACGAGGUCAAUUGCUCCUGUCUCAGCCAGGGGCUGGUGGAGUGCAGAAGCGGCCAGUGCAUCCCCAGCGCUUUCCGCUGUGAUGGAGACGAGGACUGCAAAGACGGCAGCGACGAGGAGAACUGCAGCUACGGUCAGACUCCAUGUCGAGAAGGCGACCGAACAUGCCUCUACAAUCCCUGCCCUGAUUCAUGUGGUGGUAGCUCCCUUUGUGACCCCAACACCCGUCUGAGUAACUGUAGUCAAUGUGAACCAAUUACGUUGGAACUCUGCAUGAAUUUGCCCUACAACCACACCCAUUAUCCAAAUUAUCUUGGCCACAGGACUCAGAAAGAAGCAUCCAUCAGCUGGGAGUCCUCUCUCUUCCCUGCACUAGUUCAAACCAACUGUUACAAAUAUCUCAUGUUCUUUGCCUGCACCAUUUUGGUACCAAAGUGUGAUGUGAAUACAAGCCAACGUAUCCCCCCUUGCAGGGCGCUGUGUGAACACUCCAAAGGACGUUGCGAGUCUGUUCUCGGGAUCGUGGGCCUGCAGUGGCCUGAAGACACAGACUGCAGUCAGUUUCCAGUAGAAAAUGCAGACAAUCAAACCUGCCUAAUGCCAGAUGAAGAUGUGGAAGAGUGCUCACCCAGUCACUUCAAGUGUGGCUCCGGGCGGUGUGUUCUGGCUUCCAGAAGAUGUGACGGCGAGCCAGACUGUGACGAUGACACUGACGAAGCAAACUGUGGCUGCAAAGAGAGAGAUCUUUGGGAAUGUCCAUCCAAUAAGCAGUGUGUGAAGAACACAGUCAUCUGUGACGGGUUCCCAGACUGCCCGGACGGCAUGGACGAGAACAACUGCUCAUUUUGCCAAGAAGAUGAACUGAAGUGUGCAAACCACGAGUGUGUGUCGCGUGACCGGUGGUGUGACGGGAGAGCUGACUGCCUGGACAGUUCAGACGAGUGGGCAUGUGUGACCCUCUCUAAAAGGGUGAACUCCUCUUCAUUCCUGACUGUUCACAGAUCUGCCACAGAGCACCACGUGUGUGCGGAUGGCUGGCAGGAGGCCUUGAGUCAGCUGGCCUGCAAGCAGAUGGGUUUAGGAGAGCCAUCUGUGACUGAAUUAAUACAGGGACAGGAGCAAGACCGGCCGUGGCUGACGUUACACUCCGGCUGGGAGAGCCUCAAUGGGACCACCUUGCAUGAGCUGCUGGUGGAAGGGCAGUCGUGUCAGAGCAGAAGUAAGAUUUCUCUUCUGUGUGCUAAACAAGAUUGCGGGCGCCGCCCUGCUGCCCGGAUGAGCAAGAGGAUCCUGGGAGGUCGGACGAGUCGCCCGGGAAGGUGGCCCUGGCAGUGUUCCCUGCAGAGUGAGCCCAGCGGGCACAUCUGUGGCUGUGUCCUCAUUGCCAAGAAGUGGGUGCUGACGGUCGCCCACUGCUUCGAGGGGAGAGAGAAUGCUGCGGUUUGGAAGGUGGUGUUUGGCAUCAACAAUCUAGACCACCCAUCGACGUUCAUGCAGACGCGCCUCGUGAAGACCAUCAUCCUGCACCCUCGCUACAGCCGAGAGGUGGUGGACUAUGACAUCAGCAUAGUGGAGCUAAGCGAAGACAUCAGUGAGACCAGCUACGUCCGGCCGGUCUGCCUCCCCAGCGCGGAGCAGUUGUUAGAACCUGACACGUACUGCUACAUCACGGGCUGGGGGCACAUGGGCAACAAAAUGCCCUUCAAGCUGCAGGAGGGAGAAGUCCGCGUCAUUUCCCUGGAGCAGUGCCAGUCCUACUUCGACAUGAAGACCAUCACCGCGCGGAUGAUAUGCGCUGGCUACGAGUCCGGCACAGUCGACUCGUGCAUGGGUGACAGCGGUGGACCUCUUGUUUGUGAACAGCCUGGAGGACAGUGGACAUUGUUUGGUUUAACUUCAUGGGGCUCCGUCUGCUUUUCCAAAGUCCUGGGGCCAGGAGUUUAUAGCAAUGUGUCAUACUUCCUCGAAUGGAUUGAGAGACAAAUAUACAUUCACACCUUUCUCCUCAACUAACUCCAAAGGUGAUCAGAGACUUUGCCAGCGACAUUCAGAGGAAACGGCCGUGGCUGUGGGGAGCGUCCUGCGGACAGCUGUGCAGACAGCCCUCCCCACGAGCAGGGGCGGUUGCAGCCUACUGUGCGUUUUCAUGUUUGUUUAGGUUGAACGUCAUUCAGCUUUAUUUUCCAGCUUUAUGUUUCCCUUAGUUCAAGUUCAAUGAAAGUCUUUUUUAAAAAGGAAGAAAGCCGAUUUUGUUGUUUUGUCAGCCUAACCUUGACUCUAGUGCAGAAUGGUCACCUCUGGAGGGUCAGGCUGCUGCAGGCGCCGAGGGAACAAGCUACAGGGCUCCCUCUUACCAGUCACAGAAAGGAUGCUGGGAUCCAGGCUGACCAACCAUUGCCGGCUCGUUUCUCAAGUGCAGUUGCAUAGCAGCAGCUUUCAAUAUUAACAUUGGUGACUUGCUUUUGAUUUAUUAAAAGCCAAGGUAGCGCACAUGCUCAAGUUAUUUACUAUUACUCUUGUAAAGUUCACAAAAUGGUGAGCACUAUGAAAGACAGGCAGAGGUGAGACAGGCAGCGCCCCCUGCAGGUCGCUGCAAAAGCAAGACCCAUUGACCGCAAAGCCCUUUAGACAUGGGUGUUAGCACUGGCCUGCGAUCGCCCCUUCCGAAUGUAAGCCACGGUCGGUGUUUGGUAGAAGAGUCUCUGUAGAACUUUUUUUGGGGUAGCUUGGGUUUGUUUAGUGUAUGUCAGCUGGCCCGCUGAGAUUUCAACAGCAGGACAAUAUCCAUGGGAAGUAUUUUAUUUUGCCCACCUGUGUGACCAUGUAUUUGAGAUUACAGUUUGCCAAAGGAGAACUGGCUUUACACUGGAGAGAUGCAAUUAAAAAAAAUUAGAUUGCACCCUACUUAAUGAAGUGUUUUCCAGUUUGUCCAUACCAGUACAGAAAUAUAUCUCAAGGUACAGAAAAACUCGGCAUAACAUUUUGUAAUUUUCCUUGAGAGGUUUUUAAUGUCUGGUGUUGCCAUUUCUUCUACUGAUAAUUAAAGUUUUGAAGAUGCUUUUAAGCACUAGGCAACUUUAUCCACAUCUUUUCUGAAGGCCACUAAUUUCUUAAGUAAUCAGGGGUUAAAGUAUUUUCCACACAAAAAAGCUUUAAAACGCAAAUCAUCUCCCGCACUUGAUUUAAUUAGUUAGUCAGGUACCCAUUGCUGCAACACCCAAAGGCCUUUUGAAGAAGUGGGGCUCCCUACUCACCUCCACCAGCACCGACCGCCUCAGCAUCCCACAGAGACGGCCUGUGGUUUUGUGCACAUAGUUUUGUACUCUUUUCUACCUGUACACAUGUUUGAAAUUCAAAAAGUUGUCUCGACCCUUUCCAUGUUAUUUAUCUUUUGUUCUGCGGUUUUUAUUAACCUGAUUGAGAAUGUGAAAUCCAGUCAUUGAAUUUUGGUCACAACUGUAUGGAAGUUUAAGAACCUAUGUCAAUUUGUUAUAUUUGUAGGUGCAUACUUAAUGUAACAACUUUUAGUCUCGCUCAACUUGCGUUCAGUGAAAUGUACAUAUUGUACUUAUUUUAAAUAACCAUUAAUACAAACAAACUGGUGUAAUCUUUCUUUAUGUAUACGGAGCAUGAAUAAGUCCCAGAAAACCGUCUCCCAUUGUGAUGGCAGGCACCCAGACUCCCACCAAUCAUAAUUCCCUGUCUUAUCUCUGACUGUCACAGACACGUGCUGACUUUAGAUGACAGAUCAACCUUCAAUUAGAGGUUAGAGGUUGCUAAUACUCUCGAAUUGCCCGUUGAGUGUCCAACAAAAAUUUAAGGCCUGGUAAGAGUGUAAGGAGCUUUACUUUCUGGAAUAUAUUUUAGGAAACUGA
Artibeus jamaicensis (Jamaican fruit-eating bat) is the source of this 5304-nucleotide messenger RNA. RefSeq names its product corin, serine peptidase (gene CORIN). Gene Ontology annotation, molecular function: protein binding; serine-type endopeptidase activity. NCBI's taxonomy places the organism in Eukaryota, Metazoa, Chordata, Mammalia, Chiroptera, Phyllostomidae. The transcript is spliced from 22 exons. The record is from RefSeq and is a predicted model, not a curated record. Gene Ontology annotation, cellular component: membrane. Gene Ontology annotation, biological process: peptide hormone processing; acrosome reaction; regulation of blood pressure. The coding region runs from base 305 to 3442 and encodes 1045 amino acids.